Molecule: messenger RNA, 450 nt
Organism: Striga asiatica
Lineage: Eukaryota; Viridiplantae; Streptophyta; Magnoliopsida; Lamiales; Orobanchaceae
Source: the annotation of a GenBank genome assembly
AUGCGGGCUGAUUCCAACCCGCGCAGACCGCGUCUGAGUCCGAGUCCCUCACAACUUCAGCCCGCACGGCCCGCGAGCAAUGCAGCAGCCCAACACGCGUCUCCCAGGCCCAUAUGCGAAAUUCUCGGCCCAACGACCAAUGUGCAGCCCAACAGCGUACUCCAAACGACCCAUAUGCAAUCUGGGGGGUCCAAACACCAUCAGACCAGUCCAGAUGCGGCCAGCAAGGUCCAAACCGGUUCAGUCCAGUCCAGAAGCUCCGGGUUUCAUCAACCGACCGUCGUGCAUAAAAAAUCAUUGGCCUCGGCCAAUAAGUUCGAUUUAUCGUCAUUCGUAAAGCACCGCAAUCGCAAGAAAAAAAUGGGCCCACAGAGUGAAAAUGAUAUCGACCCGCUUUACGGUGUGGAGAAGCGACUCGUGCCUUCGGGACCGAACCCAUUGCACCAUUGA